This is a messenger RNA of Chelonoidis abingdonii (Abingdon island giant tortoise), 1004 nucleotides long. The record is from RefSeq and is a predicted model, not a curated record. NCBI's taxonomy places the organism in Eukaryota, Metazoa, Chordata, Testudines, Testudinidae.
GCCGUAAAGAAAUGGAUGUAGCCAGCGACUGGGAUACAUUUCUGAAGGAGUUAGCUGAAUGCCACCAGCGUGCUGAACAAGCUCUCUGUCAGAAGCAUUGGGAAGAAAUCAAGCAAUCAGGGCUCAGCUGGGAUCAAGUAACGCCCAAAGACCAUUUACAUUCUCUAGAUGAAAUUCUACAUCAUUUAUCAGUGCUUGGUGCUGAUUUGCAAAUGACAGAUUUCCACAUUAGAUAUGAUGUCACUAAAAAACAAGAUAGACAGACGUGUCCAGAACGUGUGUUAAGGAUUCUGAACACUUUACACUACAGAGCUACCGGAGAAACUGUGGCCCAAGAGGUGGCCCAGAUUACUGAGGAGCAGCAAGUGGAGAGAGCUGUGGCUUUUCUCCAGAAACACCACAAAGAAGGGGACUUACUUAUUGGUUUAAAGGAAGAGUCAGAGACUGAACUGAGGAAUAUGCAGACACAGUUCAGAAUGGAGCUUCAAACCCAAACAGAAGAAAAGAUACAAGCCAAGGAAAUGCAAGUGAUUCAGGAGGCUGAAAGACAGGAGUUACCAAAUCAUAUUGAGCAUGUGGCAUAUUUUAUCCUAUCUCAGAGACACUUGCGGCAAACAGUAAUAGUGCUACAGGACAGUUACAGAUUCCAAAAGGCAGACUUGUGGACACAGACUGAAGAAAGAAACCUGUGCGAGUUUGUCAUAGAUGGGGAUGAUGGUAUGAUGGGCAUCUUACAUCUAUUGAAAGAUAACAUGGAGUACAGGCUUUCAGGACUGGAGCUGUAACAAGCUGCCAGAUUAUUACAACUCAGAGAGGAACAGUUUUUGGAAAUAACCAAAUGCCUGAAAGACUACUCUUUGGACAAGCCUGUGGAUGAAGCUGGCUUCACAGCCAAUGAUCUACAGGAAUUCAGAAAGCAGAAAAUAAGGGAACUGAAAGAACAUCUCAAAAUCUUCAUAGGCGAUAAAAGAACUAAGGAGAAUAUUUCAAGCAAUCCUGAUCCA